AUGAAACUGAGGAAUACAAUUGAUAAAGAUGUGUUAAUGGCAGCUGGAUAUUCUGGGAAAUUCAAAGCUAAAAAUUUUUAUCUCUCGCUCAUUUCACCUGAGAAAGUGACUUAUCACAAGACAGUUUGGCACAAAUUGAAGGUUUCGAAGCAUCGAUUUAUUCUUUGGCAAGCUAUCAAUGAGAAGCUUCUCACUCGAGAUCAGUUAGCAAGAUUCAUCACCUUGGACUCUAGCAUCUGCCCGGUUUAUGAGAUUGUCCCUGAAUCUCAUCUUCAUCUGUUCUUUAGUUGCGUUUAUUCGCGAAAGGUGUUGGCUGAGAUUUCCACCUGGUUUGGAGGAAUUGCUUGGCCAAUUAGUCUCAGUGAUUGGUUGCAGGAAUCAGCUAGGAAGGAAAGUGUGAUGGCAGUGGUGGCUUCAGCUAUCAUUGCUGUUGUUGUUUACUUAAUUUGGUGUAACCGCAAUAGGUGUGUGUUCGAUGGUGCUUGCUGUUCGUUGCUUGGCAGCGUGUCUUUGUUUUGUGGUGGUUGA
Messenger RNA from Cannabis sativa, 528 nucleotides. RefSeq lists its product as uncharacterized. The transcript is spliced from 2 exons. NCBI's taxonomy places the organism in Eukaryota, Viridiplantae, Streptophyta, Magnoliopsida, Rosales, Cannabaceae. Bases 1 to 528 code for a protein of 175 amino acids. The record is from RefSeq and is a predicted model, not a curated record.